This is a messenger RNA of Dibothriocephalus latus, 504 nucleotides long. Lineage: Eukaryota; Metazoa; Platyhelminthes; Cestoda; Diphyllobothriidea; Diphyllobothriidae. The record is from the annotation of a GenBank genome assembly.
ACCAUGUUCAAACCCAAGCCGUUAACCAUAUUACAAGUGUUUGGAAAGCUUACAGAAAUCGCUAACAUGUCCGGCAAUUCAUGUGAGGCCGAAUACCUGAUUCGCAGUCUGCAAGGAAAGCUGCGUAUUGGGCUUGCUGAGCAAUCUGUCCUGGCUGCCCUCGGUCAGACUGCUGCCACAAGUCCUUUCCAUUCAAUCAGGUCAGUACUCUCCUCGGCUGUGGGUGCACUUCCACCAGAUCUCCUGGACGCCAGCAAAAGCUGCUCUCCAGACGCUUGGAAGGCUCGUUUAGACACGGUCGUGGAGAGAGUAAAGCAGGCCUAUUGUCAAUGUCCCAACUACGAGCGUGUUGUAGAAAGCCUACUUGAGGACGGCCCAGACACUGUGCACCUGCGAUGCUGCAUCACUCUCGGUAUUCCGCUCAAACCGAUGCUGGCCCAUCCCACUCACGGCUUCCAUGAGGUGCUAAAGCGCUUUGAUCAGUCAACCUUCACUUGUGAAUAG